AUGCAAAGCUUGGAGAAAACAGAAGAAAAGAGACUAAAAUUGCUUACUGACAGACAGCACAAACUGCUGGAUAAGGCCAUGUCAUUAGUAGCAACUGGGUGCAAAAAAAGAGGAAACUAAGAUAAAGUUAUCCAACCUGCUAAGAGAGAAGAAAAAUAAUGAGCACUUGUCAUCGUGUUGGCUUCAUUGUACAUUACUUUUAUAGGCUUUACUUUGCAUUUGGUGACAGUUAACUUGGAUAUCACUUGUUAAGAGCUAGUCAUCCUGCGAAGGUGCUUAUUUGUUCUUUUUUUGUUUUGUUUUAAGGAAAAUUCUGCUUUGCUUACAGGGCAAAGUUGACGUUUCUGUGAGAACUAACAUAAAGAAGGGAUACUAUUGUAUCUGCCUUUCAAAUAACCACUGAGUUGAACAGAGUUGAAAAAAAGUUCCCAACAGAGUUGAAAAAAGGCUUCCUAUUUUUUGACCAAUGUCUCAUAUUUUCCUAUUUUCUGAGAGUCAUUUGCCGCUUGACACCUUGCAAGCGCAAAAACGUAUGACGCCAUAUGCGAAUUGGAUACUUGUUAUCCAAACAGGCGACUUCUUAUGUCGUUUUCAGCCGUUUUAGGGCCUGUUUAUAUGAGGUGAGCCAGGCCGGCUCGGCUCAUGCUUUCUUUCUUAUUAAAAGUUUUCGUUGUGUUCAUAUGAGGAAGCAGACUAGCCCUAUUGCCGAGAUCUCGGCUCGAGCAACCAAAAGUAAAUGGGUCCUUAAUCGACUAUUUUGCCCUCCAAAGCAUGAUCAUACAUCACAACCAUAAGCUAUCAUAGGCAAUAAUCACCCAAGUUUGGUAAACCAUUCAGAUGGUCAAAGUUUUUUACACCCUCUUAACAGAGCAACUUGUCUAUUCGAACUUCACAGCCUAUGGAGUUAAAAUAAUGAUGGUUUACAGUUUUUCCUCAGAAAACAAAAGGCUUCAUAUAUUAUAGGUAUAUAAAUGAUUACUUCGACAAGAAAGGAAGUCGCUGUUUUUUAAUUAGUAUAUUACUUGUACAGUGAACAUACUUAAUUAUUCCACGAGAGCGCGUUGGAUAUGAGGUAGUAGAUAGUCAAUGAGGCGCCUCCCAUAUCCAAGUGGAAUAAUUGUUUUAUUAAAAACGCCCACAAAAUAUCGAGAAUUCUUCGCGACUUUAUUUGUAAAACAACGGAUUUUCGGCUUGUUUUUAAUUUUGAGCAGACGCGUAUGGUUACCAUAUUUGGAGAGCAUGGUAUAAUGGCUCAUAUACCAUGCUAUGUUGUAAUAUUUUAUACGCAAAUGAGUUCUAGCCAAUCGUAAGAGCAAUCGAAGUUUUUCGCACGUAAAAAUAAUGAUAUUUCCAUUAUCAAAAGCCACAGCGGUGCGUGAGUUUCCCGCCUUUUGUAUGAGCUUUCAGUGCCCUCACUUCGCGAGUUGCUUCGUAGUCAUUCAACAGGAAAAUUUGUUUCGUCCAGAGAGAAGUGUUUUCGUCGUAGAAUAGUGAAAACAGUUGCGGUGUUGGGGUAGAAUAGCUUAUAUAUUUCAUUGUCACUGAAGAAAAUUUUGGAGAGCUUUAAAAAAACAAAUCAGAAAAAAGGGGUUGGUACUUCUCACGGUGGUUAUUAUAUAAUGAAAAUAGGAUCUCACGUUGGUUUCUUGUGUGUUGACCCAAGGGUGUAUACUGAUUAGGGUGUUAAAAUGUAUUAUAUAGGAAAUAUGAACCAUUAAGACUUCAGGUCUUCAAAACUGUUUCUCUUUUUAACUGGGUUUAUUAAAAUUUUUGUUUUCUAUUAAUAAAUACAAUUUAAUGUGCAGCUAAAGACUUUGACGUGAUCAGUGAAAGCACAUCUGAAUUGAAUAGAGGAAGAAGAAUCCAGAGUAUUGAAGAAGAUAAAGCAAGCUUGGCAGAGACUUUCAAUCAGAAAGAAACAGCUGCAUGUGGAUAUGAAUUUAACAACAACAUAGUUCGGGGAAAAAGGGAUCUGGUUUGUAGGAUUGAGGAAGAUGAAAGCGAAGUUUUGAAAGAGGGGCUCAGCUUAGAAAGCAAAUCCGCUGAGAACACGAAAACGAACUUAGUCUCUAAAGUGACGGGAGACAGUGCUCAAAGUACCGCCGGUAGCAGCUACGAAAUGACAGAAGGAAUUAACUCCUCAAAAGGUACUUGUUUUGAAGCUAAAUGAUUGUGACGAGGACUGUUGUGGCGUGAGUUUUACAUUAGCUUGAGAUUUUCCCAUGCCACCACUGUUUUCCUUAAAGAGAGGAUAAUGACGUCUGAGAAGCGAGCGCGGAAACUCCAUGCUGAUGACAAGUCACUGCCCUGACCCGGGUAGUGCUUCUGAUCGGCUUAAAAUUUGCUUUAACCAAUAAGAAGCACUACCCAGAUGUAAGUAGUGAUGCGUCAUCAGUAUAGAAUUGCAACGGUCGUUUCUUAGAGAAACCUGUAGUGACGUCGCGAAAUGUCGGCUGUCUUUUAUUUUAGUUGUACGUGGUUUUAGGAACAAAAUUUUAAAAUAUCAUCCCCAGAGAUUGUCCUUUUUUUUUAUCAUAAGGUCAAAGAAGCCGGGUAGCUCUAUUGGGGGCCAGGAAUCACUACGCAAUAAAUUUCCAUAACUGUACAAUCGGCAUAGAAAACCCAAAUUAAUAUUUUAAAAGGAAGUAAGAAAAUUUCAAGUAUUUAAAUAAAUGUGCUCUUAUUAACAGAUCAACCGAAAUUGGUUGUCGAUCACCUGGAGGCAUUAAAUGAGGUUAAACCGGGGAAAGGUAACCUUAGUGAAACCAUGGAACAUCCAGAAACGAAGGCCAUCAAAACUGACACGAAUUCCAAAACAAAAAACGAAAAAUAUUUGGCUGACAGUUCACAGAAGGCGGUAUCUUCGAACAGAGAUACAACGAAACGUCCUUCAUCAGUGAACAUAGCUUCGCUUGAAAAUGCCAGUUCGAGUCAACCAAGGAAGAUUAACUUCCACCAAAGUAAACCCGCAGGCCAGCAAGAAUACCAUGUGCUAUUGUCUAGAUGUAAGUAUUUUUUUUUGUAUUUAAAUCUCACCCUUUUAUAUAUGUCACAUCAUUUUAUAUUAUGACUGACGUAAUUCAAGGUAAACCAACUAACAAACCAACCCAUUAUUCUCUCUUGGGUAAAAAUAAUAGACUAUAAAAUUAUACUGCCGAGAGAACGAAAAAAGGUUGACAACCUCUCGGGACAGACGGCAGAUUGUUGCCAUAGGGUUUUUAAAAUCCCACUGAAACACCUCUUAUAGUGACUGGCUUUUGAACGACUUCUAAAUGUCAAGCAGUUGAAAAUGUUUUAGACACCAUUAAACGCGUAGAAUAUUUAGACUAACAGAAACGAGGUCUGAGCUUACGGAAAAUGUUUCCUGACAGGCAAGCCAAGGCCUCGUGGAAUUGAAGGGAAAACGCAUUCCUAUGAGAAGGGCUUAGUUCUGGAUGCAGAAGAAAACAGAGAAUUGGAAUUCAAAUCCCUCGUAAAUGCUUCCCCUUCUUCUCUACCAUGGAAAAUUAUGGAUAAAGCAAAGAAGUUCAUCUGUGCCUGUUUAAAUGCUGAUAGACAAGGCAUCAUUUAUUUUGGUGUUGGGGAUAGCCAGGAGAAAGGUUCGAAGUAUCAUCAUGGAGAAAUAAUUGGACUUGAUGUUGAGGAUAAGAGGGACGACAUCAACAAGGCCUUCCAGUUUGUUCUUGAUGAUCACAUUAAAAGCGAUGCUGGGUCACUACAAAAAGGCGGAGAACAGAACUGCGUUAACAUACACUUCGUCCCUGUGAAAAGCGAAGGAAUUCGUUCUAGCUUAUACGUUAUCGAGAUAGAGGUAGCUCGCGACUGGCGACUCUGCAAAGACAAGAUCUAUUAUUUCAAAGGCUGGACUGAGAAGCGAGGGAUAGACAAGGAAUGUGCUGCUGGAAAGAGAGCACUGAACGACUAUUUUAAAGUGAAAGAUGAGUUUGAAUACGCUGCGAUUCGCACGAAUGGUGCAUCUACUUUUGUUAAGCCACAUGAGGUCGACAGCCAAGUCAAGAAACCGCUUGAAGUGAAAUACAAGGACUGGAGACGAAAGACAAAACAGGGUAACUGCAUUUUGUUCUUAAUAAUAUAACAUUAAUGAUUGAUAGAAAUAAAAUCGUCGGCGUUUCGGUGAUUUCAGAAGCUCUAAAUUUCAAAAUUGUAGAGACCCCCUUAGAUAAGCUCGCGCCUUCGUGGCUCAUUGAACUAGCGCGAGCUAGCCCCAAUCCAAAAUAUGUCCCGCAGUCCCCGGACUACUUGACGACGUUUAAAGAUUCGCCCCUAAGAAUUCUGCCGUUUUAAAGCUGGUCGAGCUAUUUUCUGGUGACUCCCUGGUUAUGAAGAGAUGAAACCUACCAAAGAGCCGUUUACAGGCCGUGCACUUCAGGGCCUACUUAUCUAGAUGCAAAACAUUAGUUGCCUAAGGUCGGGCAUGAGAAGAAAGCAAAAAUUUCGGGUUUUAAUGGACACAGUAGCCAUCCGACUAUCACCUUUUGCUUUUUCCCCUUUCCUUCUUUUUUUGCUUUAUUACCCCGCUUUUUCCUUCAAGAUGGUGUCUCGUGUCGAGGCAUUUUCGAAAAACGAAAUGUGAGCGAUUAAUGAAGCAGUCGUACAAACAAAUACAAAGAAAGCGAUGAACUUUGGCUUGUCGGAGUUUACUGGUAGGUAGAAAAUUAUUGUCAUGCUGAAUUUGCAACAAAAACGUAAAACUGUACUUGACAAAAUCACCGAAGUGCAACUGAUUUGGUAAAUACUGAAACGACUUUCCCCCUCAGGGUCGGUGAACAGCGCUAGAUAUAUACCUCGACGCUUCGCGUUUCGGUAUUUAUCUACCAGUAUUCACCUCCCCUCAGGGGAUAGUUGUAUAAUAUCAAUGUGAUAUAGCCAUUACACCUUUCAAGUUGCUAUGUUAUGGAUCAGGCAAACAAGUUAAUCUGUGCCUGAUUAGAUGCUGAUAGACAUGGACUCGGGUCCAAGCGGCUCAUGCGAAGGAUAGGUCCAGGUAGAUUAAAAAGAACUUCUUUGUUUCAAAUGACUAGGGAACGCAACAAAAAGACUCCUUUUAAUUUCCUAGUAAGCCAUGUUAUAAUCAAUUUUCUCUCUUUCUAGGUGCCUACCAGAUACCUGAAGGUGAGUGAUAAAUUCUUUUGCUUUCUUCCAAAGGAGAAAAAGCAACCAUAGACGUUCUAUUUGCAAGGUAACUAAAUUGGCCGAAUUACUGAGGUUACAUAUAUCGACUGGAGUUCGGUGAGUCUAGAAUAAAAAGUUGUAUAAUAAUGACCAUCAUUUCUGUUCUAACAGGACUCAGUUUGGAGGAAGGCGACGCAAAAAAAUACACUGAAACCUUAAGAGAACGAUUACAUGAGCUAAACUACAAAGAGUAUGGCUUCAUCCUUUUUGCAAACAAGCUGCCUGCCCAGUACAGAGGUACAGCACAUUUGUCGUUCCUACAAAACAUACCUUGGGUGGCGGUGUUUGACCUGUUUGAUCCAUCCUCCAAACAAGAUGGCUUACAUCACACAUGUAACGAGACUAGCGAUGCGCCACGAGCAAAAAUACGAACCCUUGACGAAUUUAAAGAAAUAACAGCAGAAAAGGAUUCCUUGAUCUCAACUCGAGGAACGACAUGGAUUUUCAAUAAUGAAGAGAUGCAAAAGGGGGACUGGAUCAAACGUUCCAAGGACUGUUUGUAUCGCGCUCUUUCAGCCUACAAUCAAUGUUUUCUUCCAGGACGGCUUGUUUGUGUAUUCCUCUGUUUAAGCGAGACCGCUGUCAAUGAAAUGGCAGACAUCAUGGAAUGCAGUUUCAGUAUUCUUGGAGACUCAGCAAACAGCUGUGUUACUAUCAUCAGUGAAUCUAGAGAUAUUGCAGACGCAUUUAUCAAGGCUUCAAAAUAUUCACUCCAGAGAGAACUAGAAGAAUGCUCUGUAGCUGGAAUUUCGUGGGCUCUUCUGAAAGAAAUUGCUCGCGAGUUAGUAGGACCAUCUAAAUUUGAGGAGAAAGAUGCCACAACAGAGCUGCCACACUUCUCUGGUUUAAAAGCGGUUCUGAACAAAGCCAUUCACUCUUGGGAUGAUUUAGAAGUAUAUUUUCCUAAUCCUCGAUUACCCAGAUUGACAGAGGCCAUUGAGAAGGCAAGAGAUGCAUUCUAUAAAGGCGCCCAAGUGAGCCAGGUCAACCUUUUCUAUGAUCACAGUAUCCCACGAAGUCUGGAAAAAGAAGUUAAUGCUAAGGUUGGAAGUGCACUUAAGUCCCUGUCCAAAGAAAAUGUUGACGCCAGCUUCUAUGUGAAGACUAUAACUGUGUCUUACGAGCCGGGGUCUGGCGCCACGACCCUGUGUCGCAGAAUCUUGUGGAGUAAACGAACGGAAUACCGAUGUGCUGUGGUAAAAGCCAUAACAUGUUCAACAGACUACCAGAUUGAGAAACUACAAAACAUUGGCUACGAGGAAAGGAAUAUGACGUUUUCACUUCCAGUCCUCGUGCUGGUUGACAAUUUUCCGGAGAGUCAGUUUCGUUUUUUAAGAGACCACUUAAUGAAGAGGCAGACAAAAUGCGUUGUUCUUGCUACUUUACCAAUUUCAACUCCCACAGCCAAUUUCGAGAUCACUUUAAGAAAGUUGGAUGAGGAGGAGACGGCUCGCGUGAAGAAUAUUUUGAUCAACAUCACAAGUGUCGACAGUGAGAAAAGAAAAGAAGCUGAACAGGUCUUGGAAAGAGAGAAGAGGUUCAUUUGGUUUGGACUGGAACUAUUUGGACGGGACUACCUAAAGAUCAAAGAGCGGCUUCAGAAUCACAUCCGCAAUAUUUUGAUGGCUUUUCUUGGUGAAGCAAGGGAGGAGCACCAAAUGCUACUUGAAAUGUGUUGCUUUCUCAACAAAUACAGCGAUGGCAGUGUGAUCCUUCCGCAUUCAGUAGUCCUGGACUUCCUUUACUUAAGACUUUCUUGGGAUAAACAGCAAUUUCCAGCCAUUCAAGACAUCCAUGAAGCUUUUGGAGGUCUUCUCCUUGAAUUACAAGACGAAACUCAUGGGUACUACGGCUGGAGACCAGCGCAUUCCUUAGUAAGUGAAGUGGUGACGUCAAGAAUAAAUGUGCAAAACACUGCCAUACUCGUACUGGAAAAGGUUGCCAAAGGAAAAGCAUACGCGAUGAAGUUCUUAAGACAACAAGUGUUCAGGAUUUUUUUAGAUCGCAAAAGAAUAUCUGAUCCAGUGUUACUCAAGGAACAGGUGGCUGAUGAUCGUUUAGUUGGCAAUGAUUUAGAAAACGAGGUAUUUGGAUUUUUAGGAAAACGCACAAGAUAUUCGCCUCUUAUCGAAGACCUUAUGGAGGACGAAAGUAAUAUUCGAGGAGCUGGUGCCCUACAGGUUCUUCUCACAGUCUGUGAACAGGCAACUCAAAUAGAAGAAAAGUCUAAGGCGUGGCAGCAGUUGGCAAGAUUUAUGGGAUAUGAGAUGCGUACAAACAGUUUAGAUGAAGAAGUUGAUCUACGUAAUAUAGUGGAACGACUGUACAACGCUGUGAAGAAAGAAAGUCAUGAAAAACCACCCCUUCUCCUCACCGGAAUCGAUGCGGCCCACAUGGCCGUUGAUAUUGCAAUCUCUCUACAACGCACUUACACUAACCACUACACCACCAAAGGGGUUUUGUACUUUCUCCAGCUUACAGAUUAUAAGCGUACACCUCUUCGAUCGUUAUCGGAGGCAGUCCAAACUUGCCGCAAAGCACUGGAGAUUUAUGACAAGGCUCUGGCGACCUCAAAGGUACCAAAUCUUUUCUCAAUGAUUGGAAAAAUUGAAGCCAUAAUUUUACUUCUUGAGAUCGUUAAGUCUUGUUUUCAUUUUGAUGAGAAAAGGUUUUUGAGGUACUUGAAAGAAGCGGAGGCUCCCUCAGAAUUGAUGGGGCUUUCUUUAGAGGACCAAGGUUUCGUUCAGUGUCUCCCUUCGACCAUUCUUGAUAUCCUGAACGAACUGUUUGGAAACGUGAAGAUCAGGCAGACGACCACGUAUGAUGAAAAUGAAAUACGAAGUCUUAACAACGCAAAGAUAAGAGCUUCCAAUCUUCGGAGACAGUUCUAUGAAAUCACCGGAAUGGACAAAACAGAGUUAAGCAGUGAAGAAUGUUCAAUGCAAUUGUUGUCUUCUACCUCUUUAACUGGCCAAGACCACGCUCUAUAUCAGCAGCAAGUUCAAGACUUUCUUUACUUCAAAGACGAGACCCCUUACAGCACAUGGUCAAACAUUAGUAAAAGCGAUGCUAAUUUGAUCUAUCAGUUGUUAAAAUCCCUUUGUCUUAAUGGUUAUGGUAGCCAUAAUGACAUGCUAAUUUGUUCCAAGGCUUGUCUUCAGCUUAAAGACAAACCUUCCGUUAAUGAGCUCGACAAGAUUGUAACUAAAUUUGUGGAAAAAUUUCCUAAUUCCGAGUGGGCGCAUCUUUUCUACUACAUGAUACAUUUUCCUAUUCCAAAUGGAGGCCUUGCUCACUACACUUCGCAAACCAAAGAGUCAAUCAAACGAUGUGCAAACAUUGUUCAGGAAAAGGCAGGUUCAGGAUUUCGAAAAUCAGGUGCUGAGUACUUCCUUGGUAAAGGAAUUGGUCUGAAUGCUAUUGUUAAUAGUCAUGAAUUUCAGUGGCUUGAAACAAAGUGGAAGUCAAAGACACAUUUUUGGCGAGGCAAGGAACCCUCUGAGCGUUUAGAACGUGUGCAAGGUCAAAAGGAGCCAGGUAGGAAAGGCAUUAUUUCCUACCAGGGAAUCCAGAUACACUUUGACAACACACGUUAUCCCAAUGAAAGCAAAGACGACUUGUGGUUUUAUCUCGGAUUUACUGUCGCUGGACCCUACGCCUAUGAUCCAGUGGAUAAAGAAACAUACGCUUCGCUUCAGAAAAAUGCUUCACCGCUUACGAUGCCUUACGCAUCUUCCGAAGGCUCCACCAACAGCGGCAAAUUUAGCGGUCCCCCUGGUUAUCAUGGCGCGCGAAAGAGUGGUCGUUCAACACCUUGGCAGCAGCUUGGAGCCGCAGCCUUUGAGCCGGAACACUACAAAGAAGAAGAUACGAGCUGCGAUUCUGAAGUUUUCAGCGAAAGGAAAGCGCAAAACAGUACUGGAGGUGACGGUUUCGACGAUGCAGACGAGCGGUUUACCAUAGGUGGUCGUUUCAAUGCAUUGUGUGCCAGUGAAAGUGACGAAAGCCCUCAGAAGCAAUUCGAAUCCGUUUGGAAAGUUCGUAAGAAGGCGCCGUCACAAGACCAAUGGAAAACAGUUGAAAGGAGGACAUCCAAGGCAAAAGAAAACCCAGCAGAUGCGAUAGGAGUGAAAAGCAAGCGCGUAGUAGGGACCCGUGGAAACGAGAAGAGAUGGUUUGAACCAAAACAGGUGACUCAAGAAGGAAAACUACAUCACGGAGCGUUUGUUUUGGGUACUAAAAAAGGAAAAGAAUGCACUGUUCACAAGCCUGGAUGUGAUGCUAGUGUAACCGAUAAAUGCAAUUUUGCACAUGGUUGGAGGGGUGAUACUCUACAGUUCGUGUGCACAAAGUGCACGGAAGAAAACAAGUUUGUGUGCAGAGAGAAAGUCAACCAUGAACGAUAUACCUGGAAUCUGGGACCUUACCUGGACAGUCGUGGAGACAUAUGGAAGGACAAAAAGGCAUAA
Porites evermanni is the source of this 9662-nucleotide messenger RNA. The record is from the annotation of a GenBank genome assembly. Lineage: Eukaryota; Metazoa; Cnidaria; Anthozoa; Scleractinia; Poritidae.